AAUGAAUACUGAGGGAGAACCAGCACGUCUAAACGACACCGUCUCAUUCGAAUCGAUUUGAGCCGAAGCAAAGCCGACCGGAGGAGGAAGAAGAGGGUUUUAGCAGCAAGAGAGAUAGGGAGAAGAGCCUACUCUCAGAUUUUAGGGCAAAAUUUGGUGUAGAAUUAGGCAAUGAAUCCGCUAACCCUAGUGAAACGAAUUCAGAACAUUAAUGCGAAAGAGGCCAGUUUAGGGAUUUCUGAAGAUGCCUCCUGGCACGCCAAGUACAAAGAUUCCGCCUAUGUCUACGUCGGAGGCAUUCCUUUCGAUCUUACCGAAGGUGAUCUUCUCGCUGUUUUUGCUCAGUAUGGCGAAAUUUUGGACGUGAAUCUCGUUAGAGACAAGGGUACUGGGAAAUCAAAAGGGUUUGCUUUCGUUGCGUAUGAGGACCAAAGAAGUACAAAUCUUGCUGUAGAUAAUUUAAAUGGAGCACAGGUUUUAGGCCGAACUAUUAGGGUUGAUCAUGUUACUAAGUACAAAAAGAAAGAAGAAGAAGAUGAAGAGACUGAGCAGAAGAAGAGGGAGGCACGAGGCGUUUGCCGGGCUUUCCAAAAGGGAGAAUGUACACGAGGAGCGGGAUGCAAAUUUUCUCAUGAUGAGAAGAGAGCUGCAAACACAGGUUGGGGUGAUAAUGACAAAGAGUCAAGGUGGGGCCAUGACGGGUUUGAUGGUCCAAAAAAGGAUGAGAGAAGAUCUGGCAACGAUCCGUUUAGUCGUGGUUCAGAGCGUACAGUUCAAGAAGGCAAUAAAAGUUCAGGCUUUAGAGAACAGGCCAAGGAAACCAUAGAAAGAGAUUCUAAACAAAGCAACAGGAGAGAGAAGAGAUUGGGAAGUUAUGGUGAUGAUCAUGAUCUAAGAACAAAAGAUCGUGAUAGCAGAGAAAGAGCAUCUAGAAGGCAUAAUGGUAAUGAUUAUGAACCAAAAUCAAGUGAAUAUAAUGAUAAGCGAGAGGAGAAGAGAUCAGGAAAGCAUGAUGACGAAGAAGUUUUGCCCAGGUCAAGAGGUCUUGAUAGGAAGGAGGAGAGAAGACCAAGAGGGUAUGAUGAUGAUGUGCCAAAGACAAGAGACAAUUUCGAUAGAAGAGAAGAAAAGAGAUCAAGAAGGGACAUUGAUUACGAAUUUGAGCCAAGAUCAAGAGAGGAGCAGGAUAUUGGGGAGGAAAGGAGAAUGAGAAGGCACAAUGCUGAUGAUUUUCAACCAAAGUUGAGAGGUUAUCAGGAUAAGAGGGAAGGAGAAAGAUCCAGAAGGCAUGAUUAUGGUGACAUUGAACCAAUGAGAGACAGACGGGAUGAAAAGAGAUUGAGUAGGCAUAACGAGGAUCCUUUGGAGCCGAGGUUACGCAAAGAAAACGAAAGAGAUGACAACAGAAGAUCAAAAAUGAAUAGAACAUAAAAUUACAAUCCUUCUUAAAAGGAUAUAACUGAGAUAAAAUGACAUUACCCAAUCAUGGUAAGAUUGUUUCUGUCACUGCAAUCCUCAGGCAACUGAUAAACUGCAAUCCUUCUUAAAUGCUUGCAUUGGUCUAUGGCUAAUGGCAAACUUUUGGUUAUUGUGAAAACAAUCAUUAAAUUUUUGUGGUUGAAUAUUGCACUGUUCGAACUGGUGUCGAGACUCAGACUUGUAGGGUGCUUGACAACUAAAUCAAAAUUAUGGCAUGCUUACUUUUAGAGUGAGUGGUUUUCUUUA
Humulus lupulus (European hop) is the source of this 1725-nucleotide messenger RNA. RefSeq names its product zinc finger CCCH domain-containing protein 25-like. Gene Ontology annotation, cellular component: catalytic step 2 spliceosome; U2 snRNP; precatalytic spliceosome. Bases 172 to 1431 code for a protein of 419 amino acids. Gene Ontology annotation, molecular function: metal ion binding; RNA binding. The record is from RefSeq and is a predicted model, not a curated record. The transcript has 4 exons. Lineage: Eukaryota; Viridiplantae; Streptophyta; Magnoliopsida; Rosales; Cannabaceae. Gene Ontology annotation, biological process: mRNA splicing, via spliceosome.